Messenger RNA from Pelmatolapia mariae (spotted tilapia), 432 nucleotides. RefSeq names its product ribonuclease inhibitor-like. Bases 1 to 432 code for a protein of 143 amino acids. Gene Ontology annotation, molecular function: protein binding. The transcript has 3 exons. Gene Ontology annotation, biological process: intracellular signal transduction. NCBI's taxonomy places the organism in Eukaryota, Metazoa, Chordata, Actinopteri, Cichliformes, Cichlidae. The record is from RefSeq and is a predicted model, not a curated record.
AUGCGUCGCCAGGUGUUUCAUCAGAUUCGAGGUGUUACCUCCUUUGUACAAUUGAAGAGCUGUGAUUUGUCAAAGAUCAGCUGUGAUUAUCUGGCAGCAGCACUGAAGUCCAACCCCUCCCAUCUGAGAGAGCUGGUCCUGGGUAAUGAGUGGUGGUCGUCGACUAAGAACAAGCUACAGGAUUCAGGAGUGAAGUAUCUGUGUGGUUUCCUGGAGAGUCCAGGAUGUGGACUUGAAACUCUGAGAUUGGAGCGCUGUGGUUUGUCAGAGAUCAGCUGUGAUUAUCUGGCAGCAGCGCUGAAGUCCAACCCCUCCCAUCUUAGAGAGCUGGACCUGUGGGGAAACAACCUGAAGGAUCCAGAUGUGAAGCAGCUGUCUGAUCUUCAGCAGAGUCCAGACUACAGACUGGAUACUCUGAGGUCAGUAGAGUGA